Pundamilia nyererei is the source of this 4632-nucleotide messenger RNA. It is a transcript of the gene fam13b, whose product is annotated as family with sequence similarity 13 member B. The coding region runs from base 458 to 3409 and encodes 983 amino acids. Gene Ontology annotation, biological process: signal transduction. The record is from RefSeq and is a predicted model, not a curated record. The transcript has 23 exons. NCBI's taxonomy places the organism in Eukaryota, Metazoa, Chordata, Actinopteri, Cichliformes, Cichlidae.
CAGGUUCGUCCCUGGAGGGUGUGUGUGUGUAUGUGUGCGAGUCUCUCCAAGCAACGACCUGCGAACGGGCAUCCGAGCCAGUCUGAGCAAAAAAACAGGAACCACAUUAAUUUCGAGUGUCUUUGCAAUGUUCCCGACGAUAUUUCUACAUUAUUUGCUUUGAUCUCGUCAAAGUUACCGUCUCACCAGAAGUCGGCUUCAGAAACGAAACAAGAAAUUAAUGCAUCUCGCCUCGCUUUCCUGUUUGUUUUGACCUGUGCAGCUAGAAGGGAAUCCUGUUCGAGGGAUUAGCGGUCUGUCAAUGAGGAACUACCGGCUCAUCUUCUGCCACAACCUGAAGCAGCCAUAGAUGGUUCAGUGGUUUACUGGCCAGGGGAGGAGAGGAUAGAACACACUUUCACUGCUACACGACGUGAGGUCUUGGCGGGGUUGUGGUGAGGAGGAGGAGGAGCAGGCCAUGAGGAAGAGCGUGUCUCCGUUGCCAGGCAACGAGGGCGGGAGCUCAGCCAGCACCACACGGGUUUUUGGUGUUCCUCUGGAGGAUGUGACCCACACACACACAAUCAGCGGCCAUGAGGUUCCUGCACUAGUAAAAGAUAUUGUCGACUACAUUGAGGAGCACGGUCACCUGGACUUUGAGGGGCUCUUCCUGGUUAAUGGCAAUGCAGAGCGAGUGGAUUGGUUGCGUCAGCGCUAUGACAGUGGUGAGGAGGUGAAGCUAGAGAAGGAGGCCGAUCUGGCGUCCGCUGUCAGUUUGCUCCGACUGUUCUUGCAGGAGCUUCCUGAGCCCGUUAUCCCAACGGCUAUACAGGGACGUAUACUACAGCUCUAUCAAGAUUACGACAACGAAGAAGAGGUGUGUAGAAAUUUGAAGUAUCUGCUUCAGGAUCUUCCCCAGUUGAACUACGGUCUGUUGCGUUUCCUGUGCCGCUUCCUGGCUAGCGUGGCGUCACUUCAGCAAAAGAGCUGGAACGUCGGAGCGCUGGCCGCCGUCUUUGGACCCGACAUCUUCCAUCUGUCAACAGAAGGAGAGGACCUUCGGGACCAGGAGUCUGUCAGCAGAGUCCUGGCAGAGCUGCUGGACAAUCAGGAGGGCUUGUUUGACUCAGAGGACGAUGAUGUCUCCACCACCAAUGACUACAGCUCCAUCAAUGAACAGAUCACAGAGCUGUUGGAUGAUGAGAAGUGUGAGGCAGAAUGUGAAGAGCUGCCUCAGGACGGGGAGGACGGCCCUGCCUCCGACUCACCGCAACGCACGCACACCGAUGACAACCCUGCAGUCAGCUCCCACCUCUCCCCUAUAUCCAUCCUGCCUGCUGACUCUGCUGAUAUUAUUCAGCGGACCAUCAGGGCUGCAGUGGAGCAGCACUUCUUUGAUCUGAAAAACUCCAUCGACCAAGACCUCAGCAGGUACGACAGCCAGGGGGAGAGUCCCAGUGAGCCUGCAGACCAGGGCUGUGAUGGAGACGAGGAGCAACAAACUGACCCUGAAGACAGUGCCUGCGACACAGAAGGGGGUACCCCGCUCACACAGCCUGAGCAGCACAUCCAACAAAAUCAGCGAGAAGCGCAGAAUUCACUGGACUCUGUCCCCACCCUGGAGGAGAGCUCAGGAAUGGACCUGGAUGCAGAGUCUGUCACCGAUGCAAAGAACAACUUAAACACUGCCAGGCAGGACAAUCAGCCUCUUGUGACGAUGGAGCACACUGUCACCAUAAGCUGUGACUCCAGUUCAUGUUGCUGUGAUCACAACGCCAACACCAGCCAGCCCAACAGGAACCACCUCUCACCAUGCCAACCAGACUCCUCCCACCUUCAGCUUUUUCCCAACAACCAAUGGGAAGCGUCACCCCCCUCCCAUCUCCACCUCCCUCCCAUCGACUUCUCAUUGAUGCAUCUGCAAAAGGAAGGCCAAGACCCCGUCCCAGCUUUUAAAUCCUGGCAGGAUGACAACGAGAGCGGAGAGGCACAGCUCUCCCCGCUGGCCGGUCGCAUGGUUCCUCUCCCUCCGCUCCCCCUGGAGGAGGGUGGUGAAGAGGAACAGGGAGAGGGAGGGCAGGAUGACUCCCCUUCCUCUUCCCGCUCACACCCUCACCUGCUGGCACGGCGCUUUCUUGAUUUUGGUGUGCACGGUGCCCAGAGAUUCCUCCAGCAGGAUCUGGACGCCACUUCACCCACCAAAGUACAUAGGCCCAGGCGAGCAUCGUUUGGUUCCAAAGAGGCGAUGAGAGGAGGAGAUUCGGUGAUGCACCAGCUCACCAAAAAGCUUCAGCAUCUGAAGAAGAAAAUCAAACAGUUCGAAGAGCAGUUUGAGAAGGAGAGAAACUACAAGCCUUCUCAUGCAGAUAAGGCAGCUAACCCCAAGGUCCUCAAAUGGAUGACUGACUUGACCAAGAUCCGCAGGCAGAUUAAAGAUGCCAAACACCGUGCAGAGACCGAGCUCGGCCCUCAGACUCGGCCCCGCAGCAACACCUUGCCCAAGAGCUUUGGAUCCACACUGGAUCACAGUGCUCAUGACGCAGCAGGGGAGCUCAAAGGCCCGCGGCCUACAAGGGAGGAAACACUGGAGCUGAUCCAAUGCAGAGUCAAAGACAAGAGGGAGGAGGACGGCUGGCCGGAUGAUAUCAAGAAGAUGACAAAAGAGCAAUUAACCUGUGAGAAGACUGUCCUGCAGAAGAAUCUGCUGCACUACGAAGGGCUGCACGGUCGACCGGUGACCAGAGAGGAGCGGCUGGUAGUGAAACCUCUGUACGACCGCUACAGGCUGGUCAAACAGAUGCUCACCAGAGUCAGCAUUACACCUGUUGCAGUAUCUCCAUCUAGUAAGAGGCGGAGUAAAACCCUGCAGCCAAUCAUUGAGGGUGAAACUUCUCACUUUUGGGAGGAAAUUAAAGAGGAAGAGGAGGAGGAGGAGCAAGAGCAGAAAAGUGGAGGAGAAGAGGAGAGGGAUGAGGAGGAAGAAGAAGAGGAGGAGGAGGAGGAAGAGGGAGAGAGCAGCGGUGGUGAGAUGCAGAGCCCCGAAGUUAUCAUGGCCAUCGACCCAAUGACCUCGAGUGACGGGCCCGUGAGCAGCCAGAACCAGUCUGACCGACAGAGCGACUGUUCAAUGAGAGAAAAGAUGGAGGAGGGAUCGGGGAGGCUGGCGCUCGACCUGCGUCUGUCCAGCUCGAACGCCUCAUCCAUGCCAGAGCUGCUGGAACAGCUGUGGAAGGCCAGAGCAGAGAAGAAGAAACUGAGGAAGACCAUCAGAGAGUUUGAAGAAGAUUUCUAUCAGCAUAAUGGAAGAAAUGUUCAGAAGGAGGACCGGGUGCCGAUGCUGGAGGCGUACAGAGAGUACAAGAGGAUCAAGGCCAAACUCCGCCUGCUGGAGGUCCUCAUCAGCAAGCAAGAUUCCUCCAAAUCCAUCUAGACCCCUUCCUCAAAUAUCCGCUAUCCCCGCACACAUCAGCUGUCAUCACUGCAGCGACGCUACGCCCAGGACGUCUAGCCUGUCAUCACGCCUGGAGAGUUUAACAAAGACUGCAGCCAACAGUCAAACACACAACAAAUGACCUCCUGUUGGUACCCUGCAGCCACAUCAUGGGGAAAUUAAGUCAGCGCUGACUGCUUUUAUUAAAAAGUAAAAAAAUAAAAGUGCCACCGAAAUCGUAAAUACGACAUAUGGUGUAGCUAAGCUACAAAUAGCCUCACAAAAAUUAAAAUGGUACGGAAACACCCAAAAUAUUCACAAAGAGAAACACAUAACUGACUCUGCCACAUAUCAAACAGAAGAAUAUUUUAGGGCGGCUUCAAGUGUCAUUUCCUCAAAUUAAAAAAUGGAAUGACAGCUCAAAUUUUUUUUAAACUUGUUAGUGAUCCAAUCUGCCAAAUGCCUGCAAGUGUGUGAGGACAAACACUGGAAAAGUAAAGCCGUCAUUUAAUGUGUGGCCAAACCGAGGUGCUUUGCCAAAUAUCUGAAACCUAGGUUUUAGUUGAGCAUUUUAAAGUUAAAUGUGCGUUCUUACAACUUUUUCCCCCUGAUGUGAAUGCAGCACGGCCGCUGGUCAAACUUAAAGCAACUUCCAUCAUCCAUCCCCGCUGCCUCAGUCUGCAUAUCAUCUGAAAACAAACAGCAGUUUAAAUAAAAAAGACAAAGAGAAACUAAUCACUGUGUGUAUCAUCAUCAUCAUCAUCAUCAUCUCACCAAUUUGACUCAAGACUCUGCACUCGUCUCUCACCUCCUGGUUUUCUGACCAGGAAGAAAAAGGCAAAAGCAUUUUGACUUUUUGAUUUCGAGAACAUUACUGUUGUCGUCGAUCUUUGUGUUUCUGAGGAAUCUCAUCGGACAGCUCGAGGACUGGCAUUUUAGACACUCUUCACUCAACACACUUCGGAUUCAUCUGGAACGUCUCGCACUGCGCUUCAACCUCUUUCACUUGUCAUUUUAAUAAUAAUAGUCUAACAUCCUUACAUCCUGGAUGCCUCACCUUCUGACUGAUUUUAAAUAUUCAUCCACAAGAUUUCAAAGCCGCUUUGUUUUAACAAGAUGAUGUAGACCGUACAAGAUUUAUUCCAACAAAAGUAUUAAUUCUUUUUGUUAUUUUCUUCUACUUUUUGUUUGCAUUUCAAAAAACAGUGAUGUGGGAGCAUCUU